Dovyalis caffra is the source of this 366-nucleotide messenger RNA. Lineage: Eukaryota; Viridiplantae; Streptophyta; Magnoliopsida; Malpighiales; Salicaceae. The record is from the annotation of a GenBank genome assembly.
AUGUCAGUCUCUUCUAUAUUCGGCUCUCCAGUUAACUGGGCACCCGGAGCCUCAACUGCACCAUCUUCCAAGCCUGUCCAUGGGGAGAUUAAAACAGUACCAAUAGGCACCGGUUUUGGUUACGAUGGGCUGUCGAUAGAGUGUUCUUCACGGCCACAGAAGAAGGCAACUGCACAUCACAGGAAAACAAGGCCAAGAAAGAGUCAGCCAUGGGACAUAAGGCGCAAACCCACUGUUUAUGCUCCUUUACCUCCUCUACCUCCUGAUUGGACUCUUGUUUCUUCUUGUACUGCUGCUGAUGGUGAUGCUACUGAGGCUGCUUUGCCUUCAACUUCUGCUUUACAGGAACCAGUUACAAGUGGGUAG